This is a messenger RNA of Strigops habroptila (Kakapo), 2665 nucleotides long. RefSeq names its product phosphodiesterase 6B (gene PDE6B). The transcript is spliced from 22 exons. Gene Ontology annotation, cellular component: photoreceptor outer segment membrane. The coding region runs from base 155 to 2665 and encodes 836 amino acids. Gene Ontology annotation, biological process: retina development in camera-type eye; signal transduction. The record is from RefSeq and is a predicted model, not a curated record. Lineage: Eukaryota; Metazoa; Chordata; Aves; Psittaciformes; Psittacidae. Gene Ontology annotation, molecular function: 3',5'-cyclic-nucleotide phosphodiesterase activity; protein binding.
GAUGACAAGCUCCUUUGCAGUGUUGCCUCACCCUUGGUCAUUCUAGAAGCAACAUCUUUUAUCACAAAAAUUUAGGAACCACAUCAGAAAUUACAGUUUUUACAUAGACCACAUCUUUGGACUACUACCUACUACAAGACCCAGGGCAUUCACAAUGAGCAUUAGUGAAGACGACGUGGAGAAGUUUCUUGAUGGCAACCCUGCUUUUGCGAAGCAGUACUUUGAGAAGAAACAAGGAACAGAGUCCUGGGAUAGCAAUGAGAGUGAAAUACUUUUUGAGUUGAUCCAAGACAUGCAAGAAAGCAUCAACAUGGAGAAAGUUGUUUUCAAGACCUUGAGAAGAAUCAGGUCCCUUAUUCAUGCUGACCGCUGUAGUCUUUUCAUGUACAGGCAGAGAAAUGGCACGCCUGAACUGGCAACAAGGCUCUUCAACAUCCAAGAGGGAAGCACCCUGGAGGAAUGCUUGGUUCCCCCAGACUGCGAGAUUGUCUACCCGUUGGACUUGGGCAUUGUGGGCUACGUUGCGCAAACCAAGAAAACCAUGAACAUCAAGGAUGUCAGUGAGUGUGCCCAGUUCAGUUCAUUUGUUGACGAGCUCACCGACUACACUACGAAAAGCAUCCUUGCAACACCCAUCUUGAAUGGCAAAGAUUUAGUUGCUGUCAUUGUGGCUCUUAAUAAGCUGAAUGGUCCCUACUUCACCAGCUCUGAUGAAACACUUUUUCUGAAGUACUUGAAUUUUGCCUCCUUGAACUUGAAAAUUUAUCACUUGAGUUAUCUUCACAAUUGUGAGACUCGAAGAGGCCAGGUGCUGUUGUGGUCAGCUAAUAAGGUUUUUGAGGAACUGACAGACAUUGAGAGGCAGUUCCACAAGGCUUUUUACACAGUGAGAGCAUACCUGAACUGUGACCGGUACUCAGUAGGUCUCCUGGACAUGACAAAGCAGAAGGAAUUUUUUGACCUGUGGCCAGUUCUGCUGGGAGAAGUUCCCCCCUACUCAGGGCCUCGCACUCCAGACGGCAGGGAAAUAGUCUUUUACAAGGUCAUCGAUUAUAUAUUACAUGGAAAAGAAGACAUCAAAGUCAUUCCAAAUCCUGCCCCGGAUCACUGGGCACUGGUUACUGGAUUGCCAACCUAUGUGGCUGAAAGUGGAUUUAUUUGCAACAUUAUGAAUGCUGCUGCAGAUGAGAUGUUUAAUUUUCAGGAAGGUCCUCUAGAUGAAUCAGGAUGGACUAUCAAAAACGUUCUCUCCAUGCCAAUAGUCAACAAAAGGGAAGAAAUUGUUGGUGUUGUCACGUUUUAUAACAGAAAAGAUGGGAAACCAUUUGACGAACAGGACGAGACCCUCAUGGAGUCCUUGACACAGUUCCUGGGCUGGUCUGUACUCAACACAGACACAUAUGACAAGAUGAACAAGCUGGAGAACCGGAAGGACAUUGCCCAGGAUAUGGUGCUCUACCAUGUGAAAUGUGACAAGGAUGAAAUCCAGGAAAUUCUGCCAACAAGAGAAAAGCUGGGGAAGGAGCCAAGUGAGUGUGAGGAAGAUGAGCUGGCAAGCAUCCUGAAAGAAGAACUCCCAGGGCCCACCAAGUUUGAAAUCUACGAGUUCAGGUUCUCUGAUUUUGACUGCACUGAGCUAGAGCUGGUGAAGUGUGGCAUUCAGAUGUACUACGAGCUUGGUGUGGUGAAGAAGUUCCAGAUCCCGCAGGAGGUACUGGUAAGGUUUGUGUACUCUGUCAGCAAAGGCUACCGGAAGAUAACUUACCACAACUGGCGCCAUGGCUUCAACGUCGCGCAGACCAUGUUCACACUCCUGAUGACUGGCAAACUGAAGCGUUAUUACACAGACCUCGAGGCCCUUGCAAUGGUAACUGCUGCUCUGUGCCACGAUAUUGACCACAGGGGAACCAACAACCUUUACCAAAUGAAAUCUCAAAAUCCUUUAGCUAAACUUCAUGGAUCCUCAAUUUUAGAGAGACAUCACUUGGAAUUUGGAAAAUUCUUGCUCUCUGAAGAGUCGCUGAAUAUAUGUCAGAACCUCAACCGCAGACAGCAUGAGCACAUGAUUCACCUGAUGGAUAUUGCCAUUAUAGCCACAGACCUGGCACUCUACUUCAAAAAGAGAACAAUGUUUCAGAAAAUUGUUGACGAGUCCAAGACAUAUGAUAGCACGACUGCCUGGACUGAAUACCUGUGUCUGGAGACAACAAAGAAAGAGGUUGUCAUGGCCAUGAUGAUGACUGCCUGUGAUUUGUCAGCAAUCACGAAGCCUUGGGAAGUCCAGAGUAAGGUAGCUCUGCUGGUAGCAGCUGAGUUCUGGGAGCAAGGAGACUUAGAAAUAAGCGUCCUUCAGCAACAGCCUAUUCCCAUGAUGGACCGGAGGAAAGCUGCUGAGCUUCCAAAGCUUCAAGUGGGUUUCAUCGACUUUGUGUGCACAUUUGUCUAUAAGGAAUUUUCCCGUUUCCACGAGGAAAUUCAGCCUAUGCUUGAUGGGCUGCUGAAUAACAGAAAUGAGUGGAAGACCCGUGCUGAUGAGUAUGAUGCAAAAAUGAAAGCUCUGGAGGAAGAGAAGAAAAAAGAGGAAGAGAAGAUGGCUGCAAAUAAAGAUGGAAUAACCUGCAAUGGAGGAACAGCUCCAGCUUCCAAAACCUGUAGCAUACUUUAG